UAUCGCGAUAUCUAUACCAUGCUUGUACAGUAGGAAUCCGGGCCUCCGACCUCAAUCAGAUGCCAGCACCUCCCAGACCCCGCCGACUGCUGCGGAAUUCGAGGGCAUGUGAUUUUUGCCAUAAACGCCGGAUCAAAUGCCAGGAGAAUCUGCUAGACCCGAGUCGCUGUCAAAACUGUGUCGAAUUCGACAUCUCAUGCACCUAUCUCCGGCCCUUGAGGCGUGGCCGAGGCUCUCCAAAGAACGCGGCAGGACCAGGUGAUCGUUCAGAUGCUGGCCAAAAUAUCGCCAGCAACGCUCGACGGGUUCAUCCUGAAGAGCUUGGUGCGCUUCCAUCGACUACGCAGCCACCCCAGGUCGGCGAUGACCAGCCUCUAGACUUGGCCGACGCAAGCAGUUCCGCUGCAAGUGAGCGUCGGAGUGAGCCUCUGAGCCCAGCAUGGCAAGGCUUUGCCCGAACUUCCACCUCAGCCAUCAAGAAGCUGCUUUCUGUCUACCACAAGACCGUUUACCCGAUUUUUCCCUAUUUUGACCCCGUCAGGCUCGAGCAGAGGCUUGAAAUGCUGGAACACUGUCGCAGCCGUGCAUUCUUCUGUUCUGUGAUGGCGGCUUGUGCGCUUGCUUCAGCUCGAGUGAGGGACGGUGCGCCAAGUGGUGGCCAGGAUGUGGUGGGAAUAAUACCAGCACAAAUGUUCUUUGCCGCCGCAGAAGAAGCACUUCCCAAAGACCUUCUUCAAUCUCAGGACUUUGACUACCUUAGAGGCAUUGCGCUGUUGGCGCUCGCAAGCCUCCAAGACGCCAGGAUCGGCGCAAUGCAGAUGUACAUCGGCCACUAUUUCACCAUGCUUGCCAUCAACCAGUGGCACGACGAAUCCAACUGGCCGACUGGAUUACAUCCCACGGAGAGGGAAGAGCGUCGUAGAUUGUAUUGGUCGUUCUACACGCUCGAUAUCUACUCGUCCAUCGUCUGGGAUGGCUGCAUCCAUUUUCAAGAAAGCCAUGCGAAAGUCGAGUAUCCUACUGGCAGGAACUGUAACGAAGCUGAAAGCGCGCCUUUGGAGAGAGCACAUUGGAUAGUCGGGUGGAACUUUACCACGGAUCUAUACCGUAUCUUGGAGCAUAACUUGAGCAGGUUGCGAACUCGGUCGUCAAGAUUCCACUUGGUGGCAGGGGAAUCUGUAUCGACCCCAACCCUCAACGUGUCCAGCCAGGAUCGCGUCAACGAGCUGUACUUGGCCUUGCCGCCCAUUUUCAAGCAGCUCCAACCGGCUACUGGCGAUCCAGCCCAAGAUGUCUAUGGAUUUCAAGCCGCCAACAUCCAAGCGACCAUGGCUCUCCUGAAGAUGAUCUCCCUUUCGCUUGAGUCUGACCCUGAUGCGGAAAGGAAGUGCUCCGUCGUAAGUGACAUAUUGGCGACUUUCCACCAAGUACCCAAACCACACCUGAGAGCAAUUAGCGCGCCUUUGAUAUACCACAUUGGCGGGAUCGGCACCAUUCUGGGGUCGGUCAUGGAAGGACCGCUAUCAGAAAGCUCAUGCUGCGUCGUACGGGACCUGCUCCUCUCCAUGGCCGUGCUGCUGGAAAGUUUGGAAGCGUGCCUUCACCGAAGUGGCGGGGCUGGACAGAGGCUUCGAAGUCUUGUUGCGCGCAUUGAAGAGUACAUAGUCUCCCGAGGUGGUGGGCGAGCCAUCCAAGCACAACAGGCCGCGGAUAUCCCUGCUUCCGCUUUUCGAGAGGGCACAUCGAACAACAACAAGAGUAGCAGUUGGGACGGGGCGGCACUCCCAGACUUAUCGGGCCAAUUCCAACUUCCUGACGAGCUGCUGCAAGACUGGACUUGGCCGUUUGCCAUGUCAAACAGUUAUUUGUCUUUCUGAGCAUGUUCAUUGAAACGGCUUCCGGCAACAGGUGUGUAGUGGGCGUCAAGGGGGAGGGGGGAUGCAAAGAUGUCUGACAACUAGAAGAUUUUUCUUAUUUUUUUUUGUUUCCUAUUAACAUUUACCACUUAUUAUUAAACACUUUACCAUCCACGUAGUUCACCAUCUCCUUCACGUGAUCCAGCUUUGCCCGUCCCGCACCGAACAACAUGCCUUUCGUCAUCACCGUCCGGUAGUUCUCUCCCGGGUUCACUUUGCCAAGGACAUAGGGCCGGCGCGUCUCAACCCUGUCUGGGACGGGGAUGCUUCGUCCAACAAUAGCCUCCAUACCCUGCCACGCGAACGUGACCGCCUCCUUAGCACCACCCGGAAUACCGGCAGCGUCCAGCAUGAACAUCUUGACCUGCGGGAACUGCUCCUUCAUGUAGUCGGUAAUGUUAGGGUUGUAUGCGCCACCGCCGCACAUGAAGACCUCGUCAACUGGGCGGUCCUUGGGCGCAUAGCGGCGCCAGUGAUCCACGAUGGCUUGGGAAGUGAUUCUGGUGACGGUAGCAACAACGUCAUCCGCCGACAUACCCAGCUCGGCACCCUCCUUGAUCAGGUCGUCGGCCAGAGUAUCGCGGAAGACCUCACGGCCGGUUGUCUUGGGCGGGUCCC
Molecule: messenger RNA, 2534 nt
Organism: Neurospora crassa OR74A
Lineage: Eukaryota; Fungi; Ascomycota; Sordariomycetes; Sordariales; Sordariaceae
Product: C6 transcription factor
Exons: 4
Coding region: 60-1877 (605 amino acids)
Biological process (GO): DNA-templated transcription; regulation of DNA-templated transcription
Molecular function (GO): DNA-binding transcription factor activity, RNA polymerase II-specific; zinc ion binding; DNA binding
Source: RefSeq, a predicted model, not a curated record